AGCAGAGCCUCCAUUUCCCCUCAAAUGGAACUCUAUCGAAUUGCGACGCUUAUAAAUCCCAAAACUCAUAAAUCUACUCAUUUCGGAGCAGCUAGAAGACAAACCAUUGGUUCAUAUUCUUCAUUCAAGAAAUCCUUCAGUUCACAGGCUUGGCUUUCGAGUCCCAAAGCCAGCAGUUAUGCCAAUCUGGAAGCCAUCAUCCCAACCAUGUCAGAGAUAAUGGAGUCAUCAAGAGCACAGAAUCUUGAUCUGCAGCUCCAAACCCUAGGACCCUUUUUCAGAAUAACAGCCAGGAAUCUGACAACCAAGAAUGAGCUUGGGAGGGCUGAAGGGUUAACUAGGGUGUGGUUUGGAGGGAAAAUCCUCCAUCUGGACUCCAUUAAGCUCAACAGAGAGACACUGGGGAUGGAAAAAUCCAUAUUUGGGAUUGGUGUUUUUAUUGGAGCAGUGGCAAUUAGGCAUGGAUAUGACUGUGGCUGUACCAAAGCAGAGUUGCUUGCCAUUAAUGACACUGAUCUUUAUCACUCCAAGCUGGUGAGGUUCUACAGAAGAAUUGGGUUCAAGGUGGUGCAGGAAGUGAAAGGUGAGUCGCUUGGAGAUAUAGGGCACAUGCUGAUUUGGGGAGGUAUUGGAACAAGAAUGGAUGCCAAUGUUGAAGAUCUCCUCAUCAAAUGGUGUGCCAGGUUUAAACCAUCUAGCAGUGAUAGGAGUGCAGUCAGGACAAGACAACAAUUUUGAUAAAUCUCCCACGAGUAAGAGUCAAACUUUGCAGGUACGAUUCAGACCUACAGAAUACAAUGCCAAAAUUCCAACUUGAGAAGAGGUCACAACACUUCUUGCACUAUUCGAUAACAAAACAGAGUACAUAUAAACACAUUUAGGCUAUGUAGUGUAUGUUGCAGUGCCAUCUACAAAUAUUACAAUCUGCAUAUGUAUAUAUUCUGAUCCUGGAUAGGAAACCAGACAUGAUUAUAACAGGUUCUCAUGCAUAGUUCUAAGUGAA
Messenger RNA from Ipomoea triloba (trilobed morning glory), 1003 nucleotides. RefSeq lists its product as uncharacterized. The transcript is spliced from 2 exons. The record is from RefSeq and is a predicted model, not a curated record. Bases 25 to 738 code for a protein of 237 amino acids. Lineage: Eukaryota; Viridiplantae; Streptophyta; Magnoliopsida; Solanales; Convolvulaceae.